CACUGUCUGCAAUGUCUCCUGCACGGGCACGAGCUCUUCUCGGUCUCCUGGUCACACUCUGCACCCAGAGCCCACUGCUGUCGGGUUCUAAGCCACUGCCGCCACGUAAUGUUAAACUGACCUCGGUGGAUAAGGGGUUAAAGGUCACAUGGGAUUCACCCAGCGAGCUGGACGGACAGCCUGUAGAUAGCUACAGCAUUGGCUAUGGGAAGUCAAUGAAGUCACUACGCUUCGUCACUGUGGACAAGGACAGACGGUCAGAGUUACUAGAGGACGUAGAGCCUGGAGUCCUGCAUUUUCUCAAGAUGAGUGCAGAGAAUAAGGAUGGGAUGAGUAAACCUGUCUACAGGGCAGAGACUCCAGGAGGGAGAGAGUGGGUGAAACUGGAUGGCUUUGCUGUCGAGCCUUUCAACAGAUCCACUCCAGACAGGAUGGUGUCUAUAACUUCAUCACAGAUUAAUGCACGCCCCCCAACUCAGAGGACAGCACUAGGACAGCAGAGGGCCCCUCAGUCAUCCUCAGGACCAGAGCCCCCUCAUCAAGGAGGACACCUCCCUCUCCGGGCCCAAAACAAACACAGAGUGGACCUCAGCCAGCACCAAGCAGACCAGCGCAAUGGUAACAAGCCCAAACUGGCAUCUGAGUCCGUCUAUGUGGUAUCACUGCAGGCACCCAGAGCCCAGGGGAGAAGUGCACCCAUCAACACGGCCACCUCGAGUAAAAAAGUGACCACAGAGCCAGUGGUUGUAGAUGAAGUAGAGGACAUCACAGUUAGAGUAUUGUCUCCUCAGUCUGUCCUUAUCACAUGGGUUGAUCCACUUGUUGAAAAGAAGAAGGAAAUACCAGGGGGGUCCAGGUAUUACACCGUGAAAUACCGAGAAAAAGGAGAAUCUGCGAGAUGGGAAUACAAGGACACCACUCAGAGACGUCUCAUGAUUGAAACUCUUUCUGCGGACAGCAUGUACGAGUUUUCUAUUUGUAUCUCACAAGGAGAUCAGAAGGGAAAAUGGAGUGCAUCUGUGUUCCAGAGAACCCCUGAAUCAGCUCCCUCUGGCCCUCCAGAAAAUUUUGAAGUAAAACCACUUAGAGGAAAAGGUACUGCUGUCACAGCAACCUGGGAUCCACCUGAGCAAACCAAUGGACGAAUAAGAGAGUACAUCCUUUCCUAUGCUCCUGCUAUGAAACCGUUUGGCGCAAAGUCAGUUACAUACCGUGGAACCACCACCUCUGCUACCAUAGAUGGACUUACGCCAGGUGACCGCUAUAUCUUCAAAAUCCGUGGAGUCAAUAGGAAGGGACAAGGACCACAGACUAAAGCCAUUAUUAUUUCAAUGCCUGCAUCCAGCACUACUCACUUAAGGAACACGGAUAGCCACAGGACGAGUCAAAGUACCUCCAAGACAUCAUCCAACAAUGAAUCAGACAAUCAGGAGCCAGAUGAGAUGGAAGAGUCUGAUACUCAAACCACAACUCCAACCACCAAUAGGCGGGGACGCCCUCUUUCUCAGACAAGGUCCUAUCACAGCAUCUUAUCCUCUGUAAGGGGCUCUGUCAGAAGCGGAGGUUCUAGCUCAAGGUCAAACUCACAUUUAUCUUCAACUAAUACCAAAGAUAGAGAAGGAAAUAUAGAUGAGGAAGAGAAGCCAACAGAGAGUCCAACAAAUGAGGAGAUCAAAGCAAAUGAGGCUGGGGACACAAAACCAGAGAGCAGUAACAAUGCGUCACCACAAACAGAGGAACAUUCAAAAUACUCAUCCGACACUAAAGAAUCAAAACCCAAUAAAUCAGACUCUGUUCAUAAAACGUCUGAAGACAAACGUCCUUCUUGGACCCCUCGCACAUCAUCAAUUGUUGAUAUAAGCAGAUUAAGAAGGCCUUAUUCUCGCACACAUGGUUCUCGAUCAAGGAUGCGGAGUGAAGAUUCUUCGAGCUCGUCGCAAAACCAAGAGUCUGCAGCUACAAGAAAGGACCUGACAGCAGUCUCCUAUCCUGAAGGAAAGAACUCGUACAACCAGAUAAGUGUCACUGAUAGGACACCUGUGAUCUCACCUCAGGAAACCAGACCUGAACCAGCGAAAGAAUCAGAAUCAUCCUUACCCAUCUCUUCUUCUCCAACUUCCUCCACAGCAUCAUCCUCUUCUUCCACUUCAUCUUCUUCAGUAGCUUCUCCAUCAUCAUCCUUACCAUCAUCAUCAUCUUCAGGUACAAGAAGGAUUUCCUCCACGUCAGGUCGAGUCACAAGUUCAGGAUCUGGUGCUAUGUAUCCUAAUGGAAGAAGAGUUGGAAUUUCAACUAGAGCUCAGAGACUACAAACAGAAAAGCACAAACCUGAUUCAUCAUCAUCUGCUUCUUCACAAUCCACACUGCAAACAGGAAUCAGGACAAACAAUCACGAUACAACAAAGGAGCUUGAUACCAACCAAAAAAACACGGAGCUAGACACAAGAAAGGAUGAACAACCAACUACCACUGAAGAAACCAAAAAAAGCCUUUCUGAUUCAACUAAAGAGGAACACCCGGAACAAAAGGAAUAUUAUGAUAAAGAAGAAAAAAGUGAUAGUUAUGGUUCUACUUCCCAUUCUCCUUCAAGGACUAACCCUUCUACAACAGGACGAAGUUCACCCUUUUCAUUACCAAACCGAAAUUCUAGGAAAGUUAUAGGGAGUCGCAGACAAGAUGGCAGAAUACCUUGGAGUAGGACUGCCUCAUCUGUAGGUGCAGGAAGGCCGAUUGUUAAAGGAUUUCCUUCUCGUUCUACUGCUGUGAGCUCUCAGGACCUUAGUGAUAAAACCAAAGUUUCACCCACAACAUUCCCUUCAAAGCAUGAGAUGAAUCCUGUCUCGAAUAAACCGAGUGUGCUAAAUAGAGAAACAAAUAUUGCAACAAGUUCCAACAAUCCCAGUAGUAAUGAAGCUGUAAAAAGUAGCAAUGAUCAUGAAGAUGAUUAUCUUUACGAGGGAAGCAAAGAGACCUUGGAGAGUCAAACCAAAGAGCCUGUCUCAACUGUAGCAUCUAAAACGACAACAGUUGUGGGUGACCAUCAGAGACAUGUCCAGAACUUUGAGAGAGAAAGUGUGGAUAGGCAACAAAGUAGUACCAAUACCAGUUCGAAGUCACUUCCUACAGUUCCCCAAAGAGUUCCUAUUUUGGCUUCUAAUGGUCGGGUCCGCUCACCUGUGGUAGCAAGUCGUCUGAAAGGGUCACGGCUUCCUAGUAGGUUGUACCCAGUACAGCACAGAAGAUUUGGCUCUGCUUCCACACUGGAUACAUCAUCGCCUGCCUCCUCUCAAAAUGGUCCAGCAGAGUCACCACUUAUCUCAGAUCGUGACACUGUCGGGAGUAAUACUAAUGUUAGGCUCACUCCAGGUUCAGUUUCUCGCUCUUCUCAUGGACUGUCUGCUGGUGAAAGCUCUAGUGGGAAUAUAUCUCCUGAGUCUCGGAAUCCAGUGAUGGGAUCGAGGCUGCGGUCAGUUUCUAAGGAAAGCACUCCAGCCAAUGGCUACAAACCAAGUUAUGGAAAAGGCAAAAAUGGACGGCCGAAUCUGACAGCUGCAAAUGGCAGAGUAUCCUCAACAUCUGAUGAAAAUGUAAAACCAAAUGGAGUCCGACAUAUCACAGGUCCUGAUGGAACGAAAUGGAUCGUAGAUCUGGAUAAGGGUGUCCUGAUGAAUGAAAAUGGAAGAGUCCUUCAAGAUUCAAGGGGAAGACCCAGAAAAGUUAUUCUUGGAGAGGAUGGAAAGACUAUCUUUGAUGACCAGGGCACCCCACUUGUAAACCAGGAAGGAUUAGCAUUAUUUGGUAAUGGAAGGGACAGUCGACCUGUGAUUAAUCCAAGUGACAAGUAUCUUACUGUUGGAGGAAAACCCAUUGUGGGCUUGGACCGCCCUAAACCCAGGACUACAACCACUACAACCUCAACUACUACAACUACAACAACAACAACAACAACAACAGAACCUACAACAACACAAAUGGUAACAGAAACAUUGGAGCCAUCAACAUUAGCUGCUGAGCCUACAUGUCCACCUGGACUUUAUUCCCGACUGGAUAAGAAUGGUUUCCCAAUAAUGGAUGCUGAUGGAAUACUUAACUGCUACUCUGAAGAUGAACUUUUUGUGGAGACCACCACAAUCCCAGUCCCACUUCCCACCACAACACUGGCUCCCACAACACAGACUCCUACAACACUGGCUCCCACUCUUGAGACACGGCCUUUUAACAACACCCCUUCCUCUGAAUUUGAUGUGGCUGGAAAGAAACGGUUCACAGCUCCCUAUGUAAACUACAUACGUAAGGACCCUGGAGCUCCCUGCUCCCUCACUGAGGCUCUGGAGUAUCUGCAAGUGGAUGUCUUAGCAGACUUGAUGGAGAAGGACCAACAAUCAUUUAAUCAAAAGCAGCCACCCAAAAACAAGCCCCAUAAUGUCACCGUGGUUGCUAUGGAGGGCUGUCACUCCUUUGUGAUUUUGGACUGGGCACUUCCACUGAAAGAUGACAUGGUAUCUGGCUACAUGGUACACAGUGCAUCCUAUGACGAUGUCCUAAACAACAGAUGGUCAACCAGACCAUCAAGUGGAACACACCUUCCUGUUGAAAACCUCAAGCCCAAUUCCAGGUAUUACUUCAAAGUUCAAGCAAAGAAUAUCUUUGCUGGGCCACUCAGUGAAACUUUAACAUACGUCACAGAGUCAGAUGAUCCCCUGCUCAUAGAGAGACCCCCAGGUGGGGAGCCUAUCUGGGUCCCAUUCUCAUUCAGGUAUAACCCAGCCCACAGUACCUGUAAAGGAAGUCAGUUUGUCAAGCGCACCUGGUACAAAAAGUUUGUAGGUGUCGUCCUCUGCAACUCACUGCGCUACAAGAUCUUCAUGGGAGAUGGACUGAGAGAAACAUUCUACAGCGUCGCUGAUACAUUUGGCCACGGAGAGGACCACUGCCAGUUUGUCGACUCCUAUCUAGAUGGAAGGACAGGACCACACAAUCUCUCCCUCAACCUACCCACAGCUCAAGGAUAUUAUCGCUCAUACAGACAAGAGCCAGUGAAUUUCGGGGCCAUUGGCAGGCGCACACCACAUCCUUUCGUUGGCUGGUAUGAAUGUGGAGUUCCAAUCCCUGGAAAGUGGUAACAGGGGGAACUCCAAGAGGACAUUUCCACAGGCAAUCACAUACCAUGUGUUCUCUUCCUAUAUCUACCAGCCAAUCACAGCGGUGAACUACUGCUCACCAUGGCAAACAAACCUAAAUCCUAUAGCAUCUGCUUCUGAUGGAAGGAAUAUAGUACUUUGAGUAACACUAAUAUUUCUACGUAUUCGAUAUCAAGCACUUUUUUUAAAAAAAAAAUCAGUCUGUAUAUGAGGAAAUUGCAGCAUGUGUAUUUGAGUUUUAUUAACAGUGUUUUAUUUUCAUGUGUUCUGUAUUAGUAAUUAUUUCCCAUCAACUUCACUUGGAAUAUUUAUCUUACAGUAACUUCAAAGAAACAUUUUUUGGCUUGUUAAAUAUCAAAGCACAAGAUCAAAUGAAUUAGUUAUGUCUGAGAACAAAAAUAUGACAUUUGGAAUGAUGUAACAAUUUUAUCGGAGUGAUGUUUGCUGUUGUUUAUAUAACUUGCUGAGGUUUUGUACUCUUACAUUUUUGUAUUACCCUCUUUUUAAACAAAAGUUGGCAUGGAAGUAUUGCCCAUAUUAGGGCAGAUUGAAAAAAAAAACUAUUUUUAUUUGCUCAGGAAGGUUCAGAUUUGAAUAAAGGUGCUAUGGAGAAAAUGUAA
Pimephales promelas (fathead minnow) is the source of this 5761-nucleotide messenger RNA. It is a transcript of the gene fndc1, whose product is annotated as fibronectin type III domain containing 1. NCBI's taxonomy places the organism in Eukaryota, Metazoa, Chordata, Actinopteri, Cypriniformes, Leuciscidae. Gene Ontology annotation, molecular function: protein binding. The record is from RefSeq and is a predicted model, not a curated record.